CCGAACAUGAGAGAGAGCACUCGUGUACGCGUGCAUAUUUUCUGUCCUGUUUUCUUUUUGCUAGCUCUAUGGAACACCGCAAAAAGAGAGAGAGAGAGAGAGAGAGAGAGAGAGAGAAGGCGGGGCCGCCUCAUCCGCUGCUGAGUCGUAAAUACAGCUGAGCGCCAUCAGGUGGCACUUUCUCCUCAAAGGGACCGGACGGUUUCCCGCUGUUUUUCCCGCGCAAAUCCCGUUCCCGCCGUUUGGAGGAGGACCUGGUGCGGAUAGGAGAUGGUAAGCCGGCCCGCGUCCGCUGGGCUUGCGAGUUUCUAAGUCAUUCUUUUCCCGGGCACUUAAAGCUCCUGUAGCGGGGUAUAAGUCUACGAUCGAGUGGAAUAUGUAUUUCCCCUGAACUAGCCUCCUGCAAAAAUACGUUGAACUACAGCUCCCAUCUUACCCAACAUCCGUUGAGGUGCCCGGGAAAAGGGGGAAGUGAAAUCCAACGCACGGAUGGAAGAAGCUGGUGUAAUUAACUUCUUUCCUCGAGCCUGGCUUUUCCUAUUUAGUCAAAGAAAAGAGGUCUGAGCGUUGAAGAGAAGAGAACUCGGAUGAUGGAAAUCUUUUUUGAAACAAAAGAUGUAUUCCAGUUAAAGGAUAUUGAGAAAAUUGCUUCGAAAGAGAAAGGAAUAACGUCUAUGUCAGUGAAGGAUAUCUUACAGAGCUUAGUUGAUGAUGGUAUGGUAGACACUGAGAGGAUUGGAACAUCAAAUUAUUUUUGGGCUUUCCCAAGUAAAGCAUUACACACAAGAAAAUGUAAACUGGAAGCACUACAGAAUCAGUUCUCAGAAUAUUGUCAGAAGAAAAAGGAUUUAGAAGAAAGCAUCAAGCAAUCAAAAAUUGGGCGGCAAGAUACUGCAGAACGCGCAGCACUAAUAAAGGAAUUUAGUGCCUUACAACAGAAGAAAGACCAUCUAAAGGCAGAAGUAGAUAAAUAUAAAGAAUGUGAUCCAGAUAUUAUUGAAGAAAUCCGUCAAGCAAAUAAAAUAGCUAAGGAAGCAGCCAACAGAUGGACUGAUAAUAUAUUUGCUGUAAAAUCUUGGGCUAAACGGAAGUUUGGAUUUGAAGAUAACAAAAUUGACAAAACAUUUAGUAUACCAGAAGAUUUUGACUAUAUUGAUUAAAAGUAUUUAAAUGGAUGUCACAUAACUUAAUAUUGUUCAAGAUGCCUUUAUUUUAAAUUUCAUUUCAUUCCUACCAUUACUUGUACUGUUAAUAAAAACUGAAAACACUGAA
Messenger RNA from Crotalus tigris (Tiger rattlesnake), 1272 nucleotides. It is a transcript of the gene MND1, whose product is annotated as meiotic nuclear divisions 1. Gene Ontology annotation, molecular function: double-stranded DNA binding. Gene Ontology annotation, cellular component: nucleus. Gene Ontology annotation, biological process: reciprocal meiotic recombination. The record is from RefSeq and is a predicted model, not a curated record. Bases 588 to 1160 code for a protein of 190 amino acids. Lineage: Eukaryota; Metazoa; Chordata; Lepidosauria; Squamata; Viperidae. The transcript is spliced from 8 exons.